This is a messenger RNA of Brachypodium distachyon (stiff brome), 1222 nucleotides long. RefSeq lists its product as uncharacterized. The record is from RefSeq and is a predicted model, not a curated record. The transcript is spliced from 2 exons. Lineage: Eukaryota; Viridiplantae; Streptophyta; Magnoliopsida; Poales; Poaceae. Bases 166 to 837 code for a protein of 223 amino acids.
UAGUAGCGAGCUGAUCGUUAAGUUAGACGUUACUUCUAGUUAGCAGGGGAGGAAAUAAUUAUUCAUAGCUAAGGGUGCUCCCUUCCCUAGUUCCCUUCCCUCCCUAUAAAAUAGAGUAGCAAGACAGGAUUAUAUUGAUCGAUCGACACACGUCUCUCCCUGGCCAUGGAAGAAGACGACCAUGGCGGCAAGAGGCAGUACUCAAGAGUUCGACUGUGCAUAGACGCGGUGCGCUAUGUGGUGACCCUCCUGAUGUUGGUGGCCGCCUUGGGGGUCACCGUCGGCGCCUUCGCCGUGUCCUUGCGCUCCGAGAAGCUCUUCGUCGAAGUCGCCGACGGACACGUGUCCGUGUCCGCGUCGUCCAACUCCUCGUCACCCUCCGACGUGACCCUCUCCUUCUCCUUCAACUGGAUCAACCCCAGCGGGCGCGCCGGCAUCCAGUACAGCGGCAUCAAAGUCGGCCUGUUCCUCAACGGCGACGACAAGGAAUAUUCCUUGUCGGAUCCGCCAAACAGGACAUAUUCAGUGCCGCCCAAGUUGGUGACCGAGGUGUCGUUCCUGGAUAUUAAACUCGACGAGCUCUCUCCGGUGCCGUCCAUGGCGCUUGUCCGGAGGUUGCAACGCACGACCAAGGCGAAGGCGACGACACUAGUGUCUUUGAGUGGCAGGCUGAGGACCCAGGUUACGGGCGGCCUGCUUACGGAGCUCAAAUACACCAGGGAAGUCGAGGCCAAAUACGUUUGCGCUCAGGUCACAGUCGGCGACGGCGGAUCGCCGCAGCGGCAGCUACAAGAUGCUGCGCAAAACGUGCGCUGCACUGAAUCUAGUCAAUCGUGAUACAUGAUCCCGUCCUCAUGUUGUAAUGAUAGUUACUGACAGUAAUAUAAUCCAUGUGCUAGUAAUUAUAUUGCAGCCUUCGAUCACCUAUAGUUUGAUUUCCUGCGUGAGACUAAUGUUUAUGUCUAGUUUGUACGUUGCACGCGUGAUGUGUCUAGGUGGGUUGGGUUGGUAGUCCAAAUCAUGCACUGAGUUGAGUCUGAGUCAUCGGUCUGAGUCAUAAAUUAUUCAUUUGUUGUUGUCUCGCCAUUUACUUCAUUUCCAAAUGAAUAAUUUAUGACUUGUUGCAUGCAGUACGUCAAUUUGUUCGCCAUCACUUCCGGUUAUUAAUGAAUUUCUGUUCAUCAUCAGGAUUAAUCAAUAAAUUACGUUACAAAUUUUUGAA